AUGCACAGGUUGAUAUAUGUUCAAAAUCAUUAUACGUAUGAUAAAAAAAACAACAAUAUUAAAAUUAUCGAAAAAGAAAAAGAUAAACAUUUAUAUGUAAUUAAAAGUAUCCCUUUAAAAGGGAAGCAAUUAAAUGUUAGGAAUGAUACAAAAUUUUAUAAUAAAUAUAAUAUAAAUAACUCUUUAAAUUAUGAGAGAAAAAAAAGAGUGGAAUAUUAUUCCAAUAAUAAACCUAAUCAUUUAAAUAGUAAGAACAAUAAAUUUAUUUUAUACAAUACAAAUAAUUCAAAAAAUGAAAGAAAUAUGUCAUAUGGGAAAGAAAUAUAUUUUAAAAAUAAUAACAAGUGUUACAUAAAUGUUAAGAACUCAUUUAAUAAUGAGAGAAAUGAUAUAAAACAAAUGCAAAAAAAUAGUUAUAUCAACUAUUUAAAUAAAUUAAAAAAAAAUGGAAAUAAGUAUUAUGAUACCUGUCAAAAUAAUAUAUAUGGUAAGGAAACACAAGUUGAUAAUAUAUAUAGAACAAAUAUGAGUACGUCUUCCAAAAAAUAUAUGAAUAAUAUGAAUUCAUUUGGUAAGUAUACCAUAAACAAUAUUAUAAAGAAUAAUAUUUAUGGUACAAAUAAUAAUAUAAAUUAUAAUAUUCAACAAUUCAAUAUAAAUUGUAAUGAAAAAAACUGUUUUCAUAAAUUAAAUAAAAGUGGUCUUAUAAAAACAUAUUCCUUUAAUAAUUAUAAAAAUUCUUAUGCCACAUAUAAACAGAAACAAAUAAUAAUUAAAAAUAAAUCACUUAUACAGAAAAAAGGGGAAAACAAUUAUAUAUAUAGGAACAGACAUGAGAAUACAAAUUAUUCACCAUGCUAUUACAUGAAAUGUCAGCAAAACAAAUCAAACCUUAGUUAUUAUAAAAAAUGUUGUUAUUUAAAAGAUUCUAUUGAUAAAUUGAAAACAAUAUAUACAAAUAAUAAAAAAUAUUAUUAUAAUAAAAACCAUAAUAAUAUUAAUCUUAAUAAAAACAAAAGUAGCAUAAAAAGUACUCAAAAUUAUAGUCCAUUAUUCCAUAGAUCUAUACAUAAAUUUGAAUUAAAAAAAAAUUUGUCAAACAUAAGAAAUUGGGAAUACUUUUAUGGGGUCGAUAAUAAUAAAAAAAAAAAAAAAAAAAAAAAAAAAAAAUUUUUUUUUUGUUCUACCUUUCUAUAUGAUAAUAUAAAAAGUAACAUGUUUCCGAAUAAAACAGAUCAUACAAAUGAUAGUAAAAAAGACAUGUGCCCCAAAUCCGUUUCUUUAAUCGUAAAAAAGGAAAAUCAUAUAAUAAGAAAUCAAGAUAACGAUGAUGAUAAUAUUAUCCCAAAUAAUAAUUAUUUCAUUAAUUUAUUAGUAAACGGUGAAAAGGAAGCACAUCUACUUAUUGAAAAAGCAUAUAAAAAUAGAGAUGAUUUAAUGAAACACAUGAAUGAAAAAAUUGACGAUGAAAUAAAUGAAUUCAGAAUUAAGGAACAUAUGAAAUAUGAACUAAGCUAUAAACAAAUGGAAGAAGAAAUAAAAAAUUAUGAAUUAUUUAUACAAAAUGAAUUAGAAUAUAUGGAAUUACAAACAAAACAAAUUACAUUAAAUGUUGAAGAUAUAGCUGAUUAUGUAAUAAGACAUAUCAUUCAUGUAAAUUUAACUAUAGGAUGUAAUUUAUUAAAAGGAUUGGUACCUGUACAGAAUCUUCUAAAUAUUAAAUUAUCUUCUGAACCAAAAAAAUAUAUUAAUAACAGAAAAAAAAAAAAAUAUUUUAAUAUACGAUGA
This is a messenger RNA of Plasmodium falciparum 3D7, 1788 nucleotides long. RefSeq lists its product as uncharacterized. The transcript has a single exon. NCBI's taxonomy places the organism in Eukaryota, Apicomplexa, Aconoidasida, Haemosporida, Plasmodiidae. The record is from RefSeq and is a predicted model, not a curated record. The coding region runs from base 1 to 1788 and encodes 595 amino acids.